This is a messenger RNA of Manihot esculenta (cassava), 2835 nucleotides long. Its product is annotated as G-type lectin S-receptor-like serine/threonine-protein kinase At4g27290. The transcript has 7 exons. Gene Ontology annotation, biological process: protein phosphorylation; recognition of pollen. The record is from RefSeq and is a predicted model, not a curated record. NCBI's taxonomy places the organism in Eukaryota, Viridiplantae, Streptophyta, Magnoliopsida, Malpighiales, Euphorbiaceae. Bases 189 to 2651 code for a protein of 820 amino acids. Gene Ontology annotation, molecular function: protein serine/threonine kinase activity; ATP binding.
UUGAUCUUCCAUUCCAGCAAGCUAGCGUCAAACCAACCACACGAUUUACCUAGCUAUUUUCUAAUAUCAGUGCGGCAAUAAAUUUAAACCUCUGGAAACCGAACUCGUCCAAUCUUCUGGUACCGUUCCUUUGAUGCUACUCCAUUACAGUCUAGCUAUGCUGGUAUUAGACAGGCUUGAGAUGAUCAAUGGAUCCCUUUGCUGAGGUCUUUGUCUGCUUUUGCCUGCUUUUUUCUGUAAGAACAUCCACUGCCGUGGACGUCAUUAAUCCAGGCCAGUCUAUCAGAGAUGGGGAUACCAUAGUUUCAAGUGGGCAGACUUAUGAGCUAGGGUUCUUCACCCCUGGUAGUUCAUCGGGACGAUACGUCGGAAUUUGGUUCAAGAAGAUUUCUACUGGAACUGUUGUCUGGGUAGCCAACAGAGAAACUCCAAUUCUUGAUCGCUCGGGAGUUCUAAGAUUCACUGACCAAGGGAUUCUUCACCUUCUGAAUCGGACAAAUGGCGUCAUUUGGUCAUCUAAUAAAACAAGAACUGCUAGCAAUCCGAUUGCGCAGCUCUUAGACUCUGGAAAUUUUGUUGUGAAGGAUGGAAAUGAUGUCAACCCAAAAAAUUAUCUGUGGCAGAGCUUUGAUUAUCCAGGUGACACCAACCUACCAGGCAUGAAGCUUGGAAGAAACUUGGUUACUGGUCUGGACUGGACUUUGUCGUCGUGGAAGAGCUUAGAUGACCCUGCUAGAGGUGAUUAUACUGCAGGUAUUGAUCCAGGUGGAUAUCCGCAGCUGUUCUAUAAGAAGGGGAGUAAAAUAACAUUCAGAGCUGGUUCUUGGAACGGGAUUCGUUUUACAGGGGCUGCUAGAAUGAGACCAAAUCCCGUGUACAAAUACGAAUUUGUGUUGAAUGAAAAAGAGGUAUAUUACAAUAUUCACCUUCUAAACAGUUCAGUGAUAUCAAGACUGGUGGUGAAUGCCUCGGGGGUUACAGAGCGCUUAACAUGGAUAGAUCAAACACAUAGUUGGGCUCGUUUCUUCGCAAUUGGGGAAGAUCAGUGUGACGCUUAUAAUCUCUGCGGUGCAAAUGCUAAAUGCAAUAUCAAUAACAUACCCAUGUGUGAUUGCUUGGAAGGGUUUGAACCCAAAUCUGUAAGAGACUGGAGUUUCCAAGAUUGGUCUAGUGGGUGUGCUCGAAAGACUGCCUUGGCCUGCAGUGCAGGAGAAGGCUUUGUAAAGAAUCCAGGAAUGAAGAUGCCUGACACGUCUGGGUCAUGGUUCAAUAGGAGUAUGAGCCUCAAGGAAUGCGAGGAUUUGUGCUUGAAGAAUUGCUCUUGCGUUGCAUAUGCGAAUACGGAUAUUACUACAAGAAGUGGAUGCUUGCUUUGGUUUAGUGACUUGAUCGACAUUAGGGAAUUCACUGAUACAGGCCAAGACCUAUACGUACGAAUGGCUGCUUCAUAUCUAGGUGAGAUCAAGAAGAAGGAAGAAUCCAGGAGGGAGAAGCGAAUAGGAAUCAUUAUCUGCACCACUGUAUUUGGCGCAGGUGUGCUUGUACUUGCAUGGAUCUUGUAUACUAGGAAAAGGAGAAUUCAAAUCCGAGAGAAAAUGAGAAGCGUAAUUGGAAGAAGUUACAACGAUCAAAGCAGAAAUGAAGAGUUCGAGUUACCAAUAAUUGAUUUCAUCACCAUAAUGAAGGCCACAGAUAACUUUUCAAGCCGAAACAAGCUUGGAGAAGGUGGUUUUGGUCCUGUAUACAAGGGCACAAUAGAUGGGCAAGAAAUUGCAGUAAAGAGGCUUUCAAUAAGUUCUGGACAAGGACUUGAAGAGUUUAAAAAUGAAGUUCUAUUAAUUGCUAAACUUCAGCACCGAAAUCUUGUCAAGCUUCUUGGUUGUUGCAUCGAUGGAGAUGAAAGGAUGUUAAUUUACGAGUACAUGCCCAACAAAAGCUUGGACUUCUUUAUUUUUGAUCAAUCAAGAAGCAAGCUACUGGACUGGAACAAGCGCAUCAACAUCAUUGAUGGAAUUGCCAGGGGGCUUCUGUAUCUUCACCAAGAUUCAAGACUCCGGAUCAUCCAUAGAGAUCUAAAAGCCAGCAACGUUCUGUUAGAUAAAGGUAUGAAUCCAAAAAUUUCAGAUUUCGGCAUGGCAAGGAUAUUUGGUGGAGAUCAAACUGAGGCUAAUACAAAUAGAGUUGUGGGAACAUUUGGGUAUAUGGCUCCUGAGUAUGCUGUUGAUGGACUCUUCUCUUUGAAAUCCGACAUCUUUAGCUUUGGAGUAUUAGUAUUAGAAAUAGUGAGUGGGAGGAAAAAUAGAGGAUUUCAUAGUCAUGAUCAUCUCCAUAACCUUGUUGGACAUGCAUGGAGAUUGUGGAUGGAAGAAAGGCCACUUGAAUUAAUCGACAAUAUGUUAGAGAAGUCUGCUGUCUUUUCAGAAAUAAUAAGGUGUAUUCACGUAGGGCUGCUAUGUGUACAGAAGCAACCAGAGGACCGGCCAAACAUGUCAACUGUAGUGCUAAUGUUAGGGGGUGAGAGUUCGUUGCCCCAGCCAAAGCAGCCUGGCUUUUUCACAGAAAGGUUCAUGCCUAAGACAGAGUCUUCUUCAAGCAAUUGCAGAUCAAUUUCAGCCAAUGAAAUCACUAUCACAAUGUUAGAUCCGCGGUAGAAGAUUAUUAAGAAAAACAAAGUAAAUAAAAAAUAAUCUGAUGGUAUGGAAAUGAUAUUUAGGUAGCGAAUGCUUGAUCUUGUGGACUUCUGUCUUGAGAUGUACACAAGAGGCACACUGCUAUAUGUUGGCACUGGUUAAUCAGUAAGAUUUUUUUUUUUAAUAAAUUAUAAUGAUUUUGGUA